This is a messenger RNA of Fusarium odoratissimum NRRL 54006, 3265 nucleotides long. RefSeq lists its product as uncharacterized. Gene Ontology annotation, cellular component: plasma membrane; cytoplasm. Gene Ontology annotation, biological process: regulation of exocytosis; regulation of protein secretion; establishment of cell polarity. The transcript has 3 exons. Gene Ontology annotation, molecular function: myosin II binding; syntaxin binding; GTPase activator activity. NCBI's taxonomy places the organism in Eukaryota, Fungi, Ascomycota, Sordariomycetes, Hypocreales, Nectriaceae. The record is from RefSeq and is a predicted model, not a curated record. Bases 156 to 3110 code for a protein of 984 amino acids.
CCCACCGGAACGUCUAUCUCUUCCAUCUUCCAUCCCUCUCCUCUCACUCUUUUCAAGGCGAGAGCUUUGCAAAGCUCUAGAACAUUUCACCACCGGAACAGUGACAAUCGCUAGUUAUCGCUGUCGUCAUAAACUUCGGCGAAGCCAACUACAACAUGGCGGCUUUCCUGCGCGGCAAGCAGACGGGCAUGCAGAAUGACCUAUCAGCGAGCAUCAGACCUGAACUCUUCAUGCCCGACGAUCAGGCUCGCUAUGGCAUCAACUCUCAAAUUAGCUGCUACGCUUACGACCCAGUCCAAUCCCUCCUAGCUAUCGGAACUGGUGAAAGCAAGUUUGGCCCCGGUAAAGUCUACAUCUUCGGUCAGCGACGUGUACACAAGAUCCUCGAGCCUCCCCGACGCACAUCCUUCCAGAUCGUACAAUUCUCCGCCAACCGCCUCGUUACCGUCGACGCGAAGAACGAGUUGGGAAUAUGGGACCUCGACACCGGCGAGCGCAUCGCCGCUCUGGUCGUCGCUGGCCAGGUCGUUUCUCUGGUGACGGAUCCCAUGCUUGACUGGGCGUUUAUCGGAUUGUACAAUGGAGACAUCAUGGCCUUUGAUCUGGAUAGAGGAAGCCUGGCCCGUUCCUUCAGACUUCCCAAUUUCUGGAAAGAGAAGAACCCUGGUGCGACCACUCCGAACCUCAUAACCAUGUCUCUUCACCCCCGAGAUGUAGGUAAGCUCCUCUUGGGAUACACCCAUGGCGCUGUUGUCUACUCGUUCAAACAAGCCAAACCUGUCAACUACUAUGAGUAUGUUGUUCCAGCAAGCGCUCCGGGAGGCAACGGUGCAGCUGUUGAGACGGUUCGAAAGCCUCGACUUACACAUGCACUCUGGCACCCCUCUGGAACAUUCAUCCUGACAGCUCAUGAUGAUGGAAGCUUGGUGUUCUGGGAUCCAAAAGCCGAGAAGAUUGUGAUGGCGAGAACCCUGACCGACUUCAACGUCGACCAACCCUCGCCUGAGACUCCUACACCUGCUUUACCUGAGCCCAUCACUAAGAUCGCUUGGUGUUGCAAAGAGAAUUGCGACGAUAGUGGCCUUCUGAUUGCAGGCGGACAACGCCCUGACGCAUCGCCCAAGGGCUUGACAUUCAUUGACCUGGGCCAGACGCCGGUUUACGCGACCUCGACCUGGCAAAUAUUGGCUAAUUACUGCAGGGGGAAACGCCAGAAUGUCCUUCCUCUUCCUUCUGGUGCGCAAGCGAUUAACUUCCUCCUCAUUCCGCGAUUUUCUCCUCACUUUGCUGGCGCUCAAGACCCGAUCGCCGUCAUGGUUCUCCUCUCGUCUGGUGAACUUAUCACGCUGAGUUUCCCCUCUGGCUAUCCGAUCAGUCCUACCAACCAGCUCCAUCCCUCCGUUUCUUUUGUUCAUCCAUUUGUGACAAAAGUCAAUGUGUCACCUCUCGAACGUCCCCGGUGGCUCUCCAUGUUCGAGAAGCGCAACCAAGGCGAGCCGCUGCUUAAAGGAGGAGCCGAGGCGUCGCGACCUCGGAAGAGAUUUGAAGAGAGAACCAUAAUCCAAGCCGCUCAUGCCGAUAGUACAAUCAGGAUCUGGGACUCGGGCCAUGCUGAUGAAAUUGAAAAUGGAACCCAGCUUCAAGUCGAUGUUGCUCGAGCACUGGACCGAUACGAUGAUGUAGACAUUACCUGUAUGAAUAUGGCGACUAGCACCGGAGAAUUCGUGGUAGGAACACGCACGGGAGAGGCCAUCAUUUAUCGAUGGGGUCAGAAUCGCUUUUUCGGCAAAGAUAAAGCUCUCCAGCUUGACCCCAAUCCCAAAGGCCUCACGGACAUUAGCUCGAGAGCAGAACCGGGUCUGAAAGAGGGCCUGCAGCCUCUCGUUCUCUACGAGAUGAUGAUGGGCCCUAUCACAGCUAUACAGGUGUCCAAUGUUGGAUUCGUAGCCGUAGGCUCAGAACUGGGGUUCCUUACACUGAUUGAUCUUCGCGGACCUACUAUCUUCUUCCAGGCACCCAUGACGGAUUUCGCUAAGCCAGAUAAGCGAUCUUCAUUCCUGAAGAGUCACAGUUCUUCGCCGGGCCCCCAGAAAGAGUGGCCUGUUGUAAUUGAGUUUGGUGUCAUGACCUUGGACGAGGACAAGUACUCGAGCAUUUGCUGUUUUGUGGGAACAAACCUAGGCAAAGUCAUCACCUUUAAACUUCUGCCUGGCCAAGACGGCACAUACUCUGCGUCGCUCGCAGGCGUUGUAUCGUUCGAUGGGAAGAUCAUUUCACUGAACCCCAUCGAAGCUGAUACGGGUAAGCCUGCCCAUGCUACUGGACCGAUCGUGGCAGGCCUCAGAGAAGGACGUCAGGUCAAUGGCGUACUUGUUGCUAUCACGCAAACAGAAAUCCGAAUCUUCAAACCGGCCAACUCUAAAGGCGCGUCAAAAGAGUUUGAUAGCAUCCUCUGUGAUUCUGCAUGUGUAGCAGAGCUCGAGUUACAGGGAUUUGCCGUUGUUGGUGUGUUUGGUGACCGAACUGCUCGUGCAUUCUCAAUUCCUGGUCUCAGAGACAUCGGAAAGGCCGAUCUUCCCAUGAUAGAUGUGACGAGGAGUACAAACUCAGUUGUUACUCAGACUGGUGACAUCUUUGCUUGGACAGGUCCAAGUGAGCUUGCUGUGAUCCACGUCUGGGGAACGGGCAAAGGACCUCAACAAUCUCCGGACACGCUGAUAAACCCUAAGCUUGAGUGCCCACCUCGGCCGACUAUUUCAAACAUGCAGUGGAUCUCGGGCAGCCAAUACAUCUCUCCUACCGAUCUUGAUCUGCUGGUUGGAGGCCCAGAUAGGCCUCCCAGCAAGCGAAUGAUGGACGCAGCAGCAGCAGAGCAACGGGCUGCUCGGGCUGGAGAGCCAGCCGCCGCAUCGGGAUCGGGCAGCCAGGAAGGUUGGGGAGACUACCUUACGAGACAAUUGAACGAAAGAACCGAGAAGUUGAACAUGAUGGGUGACAAUAUGGAGAACCUGCAGAACAACAGCGCUGGAUGGGCAGAUGAUGUAAACAAGUUCCUCAAUAAGCAAAAGAGGAACGUCGUGAUGGGUGGCCUUAAGAGCAAGUUCUUUUAAUGUGGAAUCAAAGAUAUCCGAGAGUUAUGAUGGCGGACAGGCAACCAGGUUAGUUACUUUAACAAUGAGGUACCAAGGCAGAGUCCUGGUCAAUUUACGAGUGCAAAUGGGCAUUUGCUCCAAUAUGUCGACGGAGAGUCACGCUUUAAGCCACG